AUGACUUUGCAACAUGGUUUGCAGCAGCAUACAGUUUUAGUUACACAACAUUUUGGACCACAGCAGCAACAAUCACAGCAGCAAGGAUCACAACAAGAGCAACAACAAGGAUCACAACAGCAUGGAUCACAGCAUGAACCACAACCGCAGCCACAUCCACAGCCGCAGCCACAACCACAUCCACAACCGCAACCGCAUCCGCAACCACAACCACAGCCUGGCAUAUUAAUAGUAAUAAUGUAG
Molecule: messenger RNA, 243 nt
Organism: Adineta steineri
Lineage: Eukaryota; Metazoa; Rotifera; Eurotatoria; Adinetida; Adinetidae
Source: the annotation of a GenBank genome assembly